Molecule: messenger RNA, 835 nt
Organism: Malania oleifera
Lineage: Eukaryota; Viridiplantae; Streptophyta; Magnoliopsida; Santalales; Ximeniaceae
Product: histone H2AX
Exons: 2
Coding region: 193-612 (139 amino acids)
Cellular component (GO): nucleosome
Molecular function (GO): protein heterodimerization activity; structural constituent of chromatin; DNA binding
Source: RefSeq, a predicted model, not a curated record
CUCCUUUUGAACCAAUCAAAACAAACUGCUUGGACCACAAGCACAAACGCUUUGCCUCUCCCUCCAAAUAUAUUUGCACGCAGAUGCCCAGUUCCACAAUCAGUCCGCACCCAAGCCCCGCACGGAUCACCCUUCGCCGCAAAUUCAUCUAGGGUUUCAAGUUUCAUCCUCCGAUCUCCCAUUCUCAGAACGAUGAGCUCUUCUGCUUCUUCCAAAGGCGGCCGCGGCAAGCCCAAGGCCUCCAAAUCCGUCUCCCGAUCUCAUAAGGCUGGCCUCCAGUUCCCCGUCGGCCGUAUCGCACGCUUCCUAAAAGCCGGGAAAUAUGCCGAACGCGUCGGCGCCGGUGCCCCCGUCUACCUCUCCGCUGUUCUCGAAUACCUUGCCGCUGAGGUUCUUGAGCUCGCGGGCAAUGCGGCGAGGGAUAACAAGAAGAAUCGGAUCGUGCCCAGGCACAUUCAACUUGCGGUGAGGAAUGACGAGGAGUUGAGCAAGCUUUUGGGAACGGUUACGAUUGCAAAUGGUGGUGUUUUGCCCAACAUUCAUCAGAAUUUAUUGCCGAAGAAGAGUGGUAAAGGCAAGGGCGACAUUGGAUCUGCGUCGCAAGAGUUUUAGGGUUUAAGGGGUAUGGUUUGCUUUUUCUAUGUGGUUGGCGAUGGGAUCUCUGUUGUGAUCAUGGUAUGUUAGAUCCCUGUAUGAACCCCAUUACAGUGGGAGUGGGGGUGGGGGUGGAGUUUUGGUUGAAUAUAGAAUAAAAACAAUAACGUUGUGAAGAUCGACUUGUAUGUGCGACGCUUUUUGAUUCAUAUUAUGAAGAAAGAGAUUCGUUUUGCUCUAA